This is a messenger RNA of Falco peregrinus (peregrine falcon), 5425 nucleotides long. RefSeq names its product spermatogenesis associated 20 (gene SPATA20). The transcript is spliced from 16 exons. The coding region runs from base 48 to 2678 and encodes 876 amino acids. Lineage: Eukaryota; Metazoa; Chordata; Aves; Falconiformes; Falconidae. The record is from RefSeq and is a predicted model, not a curated record. Gene Ontology annotation, biological process: carbohydrate metabolic process.
GCACCGCCCCGGGGGUGGGGUCAGUGUCAGCCCCGCCCCCCGCCGCCAUGUUCACGGCGCCGCUGCGCCGGGCCUGCAGGUGCGUGUUUCUGACGAAAAGUGUGACCAUGGCCACAGGGGGGACAACCAGGCCCCCCAGCACCCCUCAUCACACCAACCGCCUGAUCAACGAGAAGUCCCCCUACCUCCUGCAGCACGCCCACAACCCUGUGGACUGGUACCCCUGGGGGCAGGAAGCCUUUGAUAAAGCAAAGAAAGAAAACAAGCUGAUAUUCCUAUCAGUUGGCUACUCCACCUGCCACUGGUGCCAUGUGAUGGAGGAGGAGUCCUUCAAGAACAAGGAGAUCGGGGAGAUUCUGAACAAGAACUUUGUGUGCAUCAAAGUGGAUCGUGAGGAGCGGCCAGAUGUGGACAAAGUGUACAUGACCUUCGUGCAGGCAACCAGCGGUGGAGGUGGCUGGCCAAUGAGCGUCUGGCUGACUCCAGACCUCAAGCCCUUUGCGGGGGGAACGUACUUCCCUCCUGAAGAUGGAGUUCAUCGCAUUGGCUUUCGGACCGUGCUGCUCCGAAUCGCAGAGCAGUGGAAGGAGAACAAAGAUGUCCUGUUAGAGAGCAGCCAGAAGAUCCUGGAAGCAUUGCUAUACAGAUCUGAGAUCCAUGUGCAGGGCCAGGCAUCACCCCCACCGUCCAAAGAGGUGAUGGCCACCUGUUUCCAGCAGCUCUCCAGGUCCUAUGAUGAGGACUAUGGCGGCUUUUCCAAAUCCCCCAAGUUCCCCACCCCAGUGAAUUUGAAUUUCCUCUUCACGUACUGGGCCUUCCACCGAACAACUCCAGAGGGUGCCCAGGCACUGCAGAUGGCUCUGCACACCCUCAAGAUGAUGGCACAUGGGGGCAUCCAUGACCACAUUGGGCAGGGGUUUCACCGCUACUCCACCGACCAGCACUGGCAUGUCCCGCACUUUGAGAAGAUGCUGUACGACCAGGGGCAGCUGGCAGCUGCGUAUAGCAAAGCGUUUCAGAUCUCUGGCGAUGAAUUCUUUGCUGAUGUUGCCCAGGACAUUCUACUCUAUGUCUCACGGGACCUAAGAGACCAGGCAGGAGGUUUCUACAGCGCAGAAGAUGCAGAUUCCUACCCCACCACAGCAUCUGGAGAGAAGCGAGAAGGAGCUUUCUGUGUGUGGGCGGCCGAGGAAAUCCGGGCUCUCCUUCCUGACCCUGUCGAGGGGGCUAUGGAGGGGACGACCCUGGGAGAUAUCUUCAUGCACCACUACGGAGUGAAGGAGGCUGGCAAUGUGAACCCCUUGAAGGACCCCCAUCAGGAGCUGAAGGGCAAGAAUGUUCUUAUUGUCCAGUGCUCCCCGGAGCUGACGGCGGCCCGGUUUGGGCUGGAGCCGGGGCGGCUGGCUGUCCUGCUGCAGGAGGGCCGGCGGAGGCUGUCAGCAGCCCGGGCGCAGCGGCCGCGGCCACACUUGGACACCAAGAUGCUGGCGGCAUGGAACGGGCUGAUGAUCUCGGGCUUUGCCCAGGCUGGGGCAGCCCUGGCCAAGCAGGAGUAUGUGAGCCGGGCUGCGCAGGCAGCUGCCUUCCUGAAGAGACACCUCUUCGACCCCGCCAGCGGGAGGUUGCUGCGGAGCUGCUACGGAGGCAAAGACGGCACGGUGGAGCAGAGCACCGUGCCCAUCCAGGGCUUCCUGGAGGAUUACGUCUUCGUCAUCCAGGCUCUCUUUGACCUGUAUGAAGCCUCGCUGGAGCAGGGCUGGCUGGAGUGGGCCCUGCAUCUCCAGCACAUGCAAGACAAGCUCUUUUGGGACCCCAAAGGCUUUGCGUAUUUCUCCAGUGAGGCUGGCGAUCCCUCUCUGCUCCUGCGCCUAAAGGAUGGACGGAGCAGAGCCCACCGCCAACUCUGUCACUGUCACAAACCUGCUGCGAGCAGCUUCUUACUCUGGCCGUACAGACUGGGUGGAAAAAGCCGGUCAGAUCUUGGCUGCCUUCUCCGAGAGGCUGCAGAAGAUCCCGAUAACCCUGCCGGAGAUGGCCCGGGCCACUGCUGUCUUCCAUCACACCCUCAAACAGGUCAUUAUCUGUGGGGACCCCCAAGGAGAAGACACGAAAGAGAUGCUGUGCUGUGUCCGCUCUGUCUUCAGCCCAAACCAGGUGCUGAUGCUAGCAGAUGGAGACAGCACUGGGUUCCUCUACCGCCAGUUGCCUUUCCUUGCAUCUCUGGAGAGGAAGGACGGGAAAGCCACCGCCUAUCUCUGCAGCAACUUCGCCUGCUCCCUGCCCGUCACCUCCCUCCAGGAGCUGCGUGGGAUGCUCGGCCCGUGAGCCCCGCGGCCCCUCUGCCUGCAGGAAGGUGUGGGGGAGACAGACUGUCAGGCCAGCCUGGGAACACGGGAGAGACGUGUGAUAAAGCCACCCUGGGCAUCAGCUGCCUCCUGGGUGGCUCCUGGCAGCGUGGCGGGGCCGUGCCCUGCCGCUGCUCGGGCGGCAUCUCAGACUGGUGCUGCUUUCAGCAUGGCCAGGGAACACUCACCAAAGAGCAUCUCCUCCCCCUGCGCACGCGUUGUUCCUCACCUCUUCUCGCUGAGGAAAAGGAAAACAAAUUAAAUAUAAAUCCCGGUGUUAAUGGAGAAGUCAGAUGGCAAAACUGUUGGGGUUCCUAUAGCAACCCAGGGUAACAUCGUCAAAAGCACCUGGAUGACUUGGGAGUCAAGUGCUUUUGAAAGUGUGACUGGUUACGGCGGGCACACUAUUUUUCCAUUACAGGGUAGGUUGUAACAUACAUUAAGUUAAUAUAUAGUGCAUGCAAAAAAGCUGCUGAUUACCACAGCUGAUGAAAACAUGCCGCAAGACCCAGCCUAAGCACUUCCAAACAGCUAGUUCUGGCUUUGCCAAGGGCGCAAAGACCUGUUACAGUUCCAGAAAACACUUUUCAAAGUCUUGUUUUCUUUGUAAAAAGGCUGGUAUCUGUGUCCGUGCUAGGAUGGGGCUGUGCUGGUUCCCCUGGGACCUGCAGCCAGGUGGGGAGCUUCCCUGGGGAGGGGGUUGCUGGAGGGGCCAGGCUUGCUGUGGCUGGGGACACCGGGGCUGAGGAUGGCAGGGCUGAGGACACCGGGAGAUGGGGGAGAUGGGGGGGCUAGCAUUCCCCCACAGCCGCCCCAGGGUCCCAUCACUGUGCCCCUGCCCAGCACCACCCGGCUGGGGGUCCUCAGCAGGGAUGGCAAGCAGCGAGAGGUGUUCAACCUGCGCCUCGGCUGGGGCCAUCAGCCCACCCUGCUGGGCAGGAGCCGAGGGGCUGGGGACCCCCGAGCCCGCAGGCAGCAGGGCUGGCAGGAGAGUGGCUGGCAGCUGCUCCAUGCUGGGGGCACAGCUGGCAAGGCAGCUUGGCUGGGGCUGCCGGAUGGGGUGCUCAGGGCUGCGGCUGUGCCAGCCUGGCCCCUGCCUUUGCUUGCAGAAUGUUCCAGUAACAACACAAGAAAUAACCCCUAAAAUCAUCUUUUGGGGCCAGUGUUUGAGGAGAGAGGUGUUUGCUCUGAACUUUCCCAACAAAGCCUAGGCUGGGCUGAGGGGCUCACCCAGCCUCACUGGGGGCUCGGCCGCAUCCUGCUGAUGCCAGCCACGGGGACGGUGCUGCCAGGCCUUGGCAUCUCUAAAUGCCAAGCAGAGGGACAUAACCCACCCAGCAGAAGUGGAACACUUGCCAACCACACAAGUUCCCUUUGCUGCUGCAUGAACUUUAUUCUCCCUUUCUUUCCCAUCAUCCCUCCUCCUCCUCCUUCUCAAGUACCACGUUUUCAGCAUCCCUCUGACACCCUGGGGCUCCCCCCACAGCAGCCCACACCCCGGCUGGCAGCGUGCCGUCAUCUGGCAGCAAAGCGAUGCUGAGCCGCACUGCCCACCGGCUUUCCAGUAGGUUGUGCCAGAAUUUGGGGGUAACCAGCCAGGAGAAAUGCCUUUGAAGUCAAAGAGGAAUUUUGCACCUCAUCUCAUGAAUGCUUUCUAUGCUUGUGGAAGAGGAGGGAUUUUUAUUUUCUCUCCUCUCUUGGUUUUAAAAGCUGAAGUGUUUCUGGAAAUUCAGCUGAAAAUUGCUGUUUUGGCAGAUGACUGGCUGCUUUCCCCUAGUGGUUUUGGGGUUUCUGUUUGGGUUUUUGUUGUUGUUGUUGUUUGUUUGGGGUUUUUUUUUGUUGUUUUUUUAACUUGGCAUCUCUACUGUGGGAAUUGAUUUGACACCCAUCCUCAUGACUGCUCGGAGUGAGUUAGUUGGUGCUGUGUCCAUGCUGGGAGAGCAUCCUCAGAGAGCAGGGCCAGUGCUGAGCACCUGUGGGGAAGCCCAGACAUCUCAGGACCUGUGGCCAGCCAGGUCCAUUGCAACAGCUGUCCCCGAGACGCCACGGGGCUGGGGACGACGUGCCAAGCCUGUUUCAGUGCCCACCAGCCGCCCGUGGCACAGGCACAGGGUGCCUUUCUCCCGUGCUGUCUUGCUUGUCGGCAUGUCUCUGUAAGCAGCUGCUAGGCAAAAAUGCUCUGUGAACCUCUGUCAGGAUGAAUUGAGCUCACCUCUCAGAAAAAAAAAAUUAAACCAAAACAAAAAAGGAAGAAAAGUUUUCUGUAAUAACUAACGGAUGCUGUGGCACCUUGGUCCUCCGGGCGCCUCCGCCUCGCUGCUGCCCGGGAGCUGGUGGCCCCAUCCUGUGAAGCCCCAUGCUCUCUGCCCCAUCCCCGGAGCCACCCGGCUGCUUCAGCCCUUCAGCUUUAUGGCCUUGACAAGGGGCAUUUUGCUUGAGUUCAGCUGCAGCUUGCCCCUCGCUGGUCCCCUCUGUGUCUCCCGGCCAGGCUGGGUGCUGGGGCACCCAUGGGUGCUGCUCCUUGUUGGCCAGUGGUGCCAAAGGAGGGCCUGGCUGCAGGAGCCAGCACAGCCACGGUGAUUUAAGCCUCCUGGCAAUGCUUCCUUCCUUAUUAUUUUCCUGUCACUCACCCAUGGAUUUCACUGCAAAUGCUGUUGAUUUGCUGCAAGUGAUGUUUUCUGGGGUGAUUAACAGGAGAUGGGGCUGGCAGGGUGCUGCUCAGCUGGCCCCGGCUCUCAGGAGGGUGCUGGUGCAGGGUCUUGGUGCUUGGAGAUCCCAUGCCACCUCACAAUAUCCAUUUCCCUGACCCCUUCCCACAUUCCCUGUGGUGGCAGAUGUGGGGACUGCCGGGGACUCCCCCCGGGGCAGCACCGAGUCCCCAUGUCCCACUGGUGGGGAGGCUCAGGGUGGCAGGAGGCAGCAGCCCGCGCUCCCCUGCUCCUCUCCAGCUGCAGAUUUGUGAAAAAAAAAUAAAAAUGCAUCAAAUAACGGAUGUGCUGCUUUUUCCCCACUAACACUUGGGUUUUGGUUUCUGGGCCAGCCUGGACACCAGGCUCUGGGCUUGCCUGGAAGCCCCAGCA